Messenger RNA from Danaus chrysippus (African queen), 1530 nucleotides. Lineage: Eukaryota; Metazoa; Arthropoda; Insecta; Lepidoptera; Nymphalidae. The record is from the annotation of a GenBank genome assembly.
AUGUUUUUAAUAAUACUAGCUUGUCUUGUUGCGUUGUUGUAUUACUACACGACUAGAAAUCACAGUUACUGGGCUAAGAAAAAUGUGAAACAUGAACGACCUAUACCUCUAUUCGGAACGCAUUUUAGAAAUAUAGUGGCGUUGAAAAGUGCGAGUGAACUUGCACAUGAAUUUUACGUUAAGUUUAGUGAUGAAAAGGUUAUAGGAGCUUACCGUGGUAAUGACAAGGAGCUGAUUGUCAAGGACCCAGACAUAAUAAGAGACAUUUUAAUGGUCGACUUCAACAAUUUUCAUAAUCGUGGCUUUGGCAGAGAUCCGGAAAAGGAGCCACUGAUGAAAAAUCUGUUUCACGCAGAGGACGACUUAUGGAAAUUGUUGAGACAUAAAUUAACACCAGCGUUCACCACAGCGAAACUUAAAUCUAUGUUCCCUCUUAUAGUACAGUGUGCGGAAAAGUUGGUUGGCCUGGGAGAGAAUAUUAUCGCUAAUGGAGGGGACUGUGACAUACGAGAAGUUAUGGCGAAAUUCACAACCGAGUUCAUAGGCGCCUGCGGCUUCGGAAUAGAGAUGGAUACCAUCAAUAAUGACAACUCUGUAUUUAGACAAAUAGGAAAGAAAAUGUUCUCACGAUCAGACAUGGAAGUGUUUUGGUUUGCUAUAUGGGACAUGUUUCCAGAAGUAAGAAAUAUUAUGAAUCUCACCAACAAAAAACUUGAAAGAGUUAUGUUUGAUAUGGUGACAAAGAUCUUCGAGCAGCGAAAUUAUAAAUCUAUUGGCAGAAAUGAUUUCGUCGAUCUGCUGUUAGAUUACUUCUCUCAAGGAAAAAUACAGAGUGAAUCUAUCAAAUACAAGAACCCGGACGGCACAGCGAAACAGGUCGAUAUGGAAAUGGAUAUCGAUGUUAUGGUCGCACAAGUAUUUGUUUUCUUUGCGGCUGGAUUUGAAACAUCUUCAUCUACGACCAGUUACACGUUGCACGAACUGGCUUACCAUCCCGAAACACAGAAGAAAAUUCAAGAAGAAAUAGAUCGAGUUCUAAUUAAAUAUGACAACAAGUUGUGUUACGAUGCUGUCAAUGAAAUGACUCUUUUGGACAUGGCCAUGAAAGAGGCGUUGAGGUUGAUGCCGGCCGUGGGGGUUCUCAACAGACAAUGCGUUAAGCCAUACACCAUAAAACAAGUAGGACUAACUAUAGAACCCGGUGUCAAUAUAAUUAUACCUGUACAAUCGCUACAUCUAGAUGAAAAGUAUUUUGAUGACCCUUAUGAAUUCAAACCAGAAAGAUUUGCCGACGAGGACUUUAACCAACGGACUAAGAACGUUUACUUGCCUUUCGGAGCCGGACCUCGCGCUUGUAUUGGGGCUCGUUUAGGACAGAUGCAGUCUCUGGCUGGCCUCGCUGUGAUGCUUCACAACUUUUCAGUCGAGCCUUCAAAAAACGCAAAAAGAAAUUUAAACAUCAACCCUCGGCUUAAUGUCGUACAAGGAGUACUACACGGCGUGCCGAUUAAACUAAUAAAGAGAAAAUAA